Messenger RNA from Aureobasidium subglaciale EXF-2481, 1047 nucleotides. RefSeq lists its product as uncharacterized. Gene Ontology annotation, cellular component: RNA polymerase III complex; nucleus; RNA polymerase I complex. The record is from RefSeq and is a predicted model, not a curated record. Gene Ontology annotation, molecular function: DNA-directed RNA polymerase activity; DNA binding. Gene Ontology annotation, biological process: DNA-templated transcription. The transcript is spliced from 3 exons. The coding region runs from base 142 to 612 and encodes 156 amino acids. Lineage: Eukaryota; Fungi; Ascomycota; Dothideomycetes; Dothideales; Saccotheciaceae.
CAAGAUCCAUCGCGCGCCUGCUAUUCACGCUUCACUCGCACACAGCUCUAUCUUCUCGCGCAACAGCUUCAGCACACUACGUCCGCUCGCAUAUACCGUCACUCCCAACGCGCAACCAAAUUCAAACCACACACAGCAGACAUGUCCGACUACGGCGAUGAUGGCGGUGGUGACUUCGGCGCCGGCGAGGAGUACGACGCCAACAUGCUGGAAGAAGACUACGAAGAAGUCGAGGACCUCGUCGACAACAACGACCAGCCCGGCGGCACCGAAGACCCCGAAAACACAGCCAACAUUGUCACAUCCGGCGACCCUAACGCAGUCGCACGCGCAAACGCAAACUUGGGAGUCAAGGGCCUGAAGGAAAAGAGAAUCGACAAUGACAAGAGAACUACUACGCCGUACAUGACAAAGUACGAGAGAGCUAGAGUUUUGGGCACGAGGGCGCUGCAGAUUAGCAUGAACGCCCCUGUUCUUGUCGACGUCGAGGGUGAGACGGAUCCUCUGCAAAUCGCCAUCAAGGAGCUGCGCGAAAAGAAGAUCCCUCUGGUUGUGCGCAGAUACUUGCCCGAUGGCUGGUACGAGGACUGGACCUGUGAGGAGCUUCUUUGAGCUAUUCGACUGCUCCGUUACGAAACACGACUCUGCCCUUGAUCAUCACACCUUUUUCUUGCACCACAACAAAUACCUCGGAGCCCAUCGAGUCUGGCCCAAGCACUGGGUUCAAGCGCUUGAGCUUUGUGGGUCACACAAUCACACAACUGCCAGCCUCGAGUUGUGCUCCCAAACAUCGCUCGACUGCAACGCAUCAUAACCAUGGAUCGGGCUCUCUGGUUCCAGCUGGCGUCUCUCGUGGACUAUGUCUAUCUCAGUCUAUCAGCCAGGGUGAGAAAUAUGCUUCAUCAUUGUUCCGGCGUUCAAGCGAUCAAAAAAGAGGUCGAGGGGAGCAAAUAAUUGAAAGCGCGCUCUGCAUUUUUGGCGAAGCAUCAAAAUGAUUAAAAAAAAUCAAAAACAUGGCACAAACAAACAGUUUUUACCAGUUUCACG